Molecule: messenger RNA, 2236 nt
Organism: Priapulus caudatus
Lineage: Eukaryota; Metazoa; Priapulida; Priapulimorpha; Priapulimorphida; Priapulidae
Product: palmitoyltransferase ZDHHC23-like
Exons: 7
Coding region: 387-1571 (394 amino acids)
Biological process (GO): protein targeting to membrane; peptidyl-L-cysteine S-palmitoylation
Cellular component (GO): endoplasmic reticulum; Golgi apparatus
Molecular function (GO): protein-cysteine S-palmitoyltransferase activity
Source: RefSeq, a predicted model, not a curated record
UUUACAUAUAUAUAAUAUAUAUAUACAAAUAAAUGUCUUUGUAUAUAUAUGUAUAUGGUUAUAAUUAGUAUAUACCUUAACUUUAGUCUUAGUGACCAGUGAACGCUUCCUGUUGUUUGAAAAAGGUUCAGCCGCGCGCCAGAAGGUUGUUCGCUGUACUUCCGGUUGAUAUCGACCUGCAUGUGUGCAUAUUAUGAUAAGAGUGUUUACUGUCUAAUGUCGAUGGAUUUACCGGUAUGUCGCAAAGUUUGAGACGGUAGAGAACUAGAGUCUAGUAGAGGUAAAUAUUACUCAAUCAUACUCACAGACACUUGCCUGUGGCCGUGACUUGGAACGUUUCAAUAAUAAAAUUAUGCUCUGCUGAUGAGGGGACCUUACAAAUUUAAAUGAAAGAUUUUCUCUGCUGUUGUGAGUACAUCAAUGUUAAAGGAGAUAGAUCACACAUAAUGGCCAUGUGCUGUGACUGUGAAGAACUUGACAACAUUGCAGAUAGAUGUCUGUGUUGCAAGGACCAACCUGGCAAUUAUGGAUUAUUUGCACAGCCGUGUUUAGAUCGAAUACGCAUACCGUGGAUUGGAGGUGCAGUCAAAGUAAAUCUGGGCAUGAUAUGUCCCAUGUUUCUGAUACCAUCAUUCAUAGGCCUGGCUGCAACCAGUUGUACAAUGACUGUCAUUGUAGCUGUUUCCCUGCCAAUUGUCUUCUUUUUACUCUACAUAAAUGUAAGUUUUUUGCGAUUUCAUCCGAAAUCCAGACUCUUCUGCUCAUGGUUCUGGUCAUCGUGUGGAUUCCUUCUAUGGGUACUUGAGUACAUGGUAAUGGCAUACCGUGAAAUCCUGCUCUCAGAAAACCUGGCACUGCUAUUUCUGGUUGGAGUUGCCAUUUACUUUUACCUUCUCACAAAAGGUAAUCCCGGAAUUGUUGGACACAGCACUCGUUUUGAUUCGUCUGAAGACUCGGCCAGAGAUACUGUGCUAGAUAUUAACACACCGAAAGUUGGCAUUGUUGAAAGUGAAAGCCAGUCGCAACCUGCAGUGGAUGGGCAGAGACGUGUGUCGUGCAAUGUUUGUAAGAUUGAGCAGGGAUCACGCACAUCUCACUGUAAACUAUGUGGAGUAUGUAUUGACAGACGUGACCAUCACUGCUUGUGGAUCAAUCACUGCAUUGGGGCAAACAAUCAUCGUUCCUUCGUCUUGUGUCUGAUGUUCUUCACAUUGGCCUGCAGUUAUGGUGCACACCUCACUAUGACCACAGUGUGCACGCCAGACAUGUAUCUUGACUAUUUCCUGCUCCCUGUAAACUGUCAAUUUGUCUACAGCGAUAUGCACAUUGGCGUGUCUUUCGUCAGCGCACUCUACGCUGCACUGCUAGCAAUCCUGGGAGCCAUGUGUUUGGUACAACAGUUCAUGCUGAUCUGUCGGAGCCUGACAGUUUACGAGUGGCGUAAAAACCGCUAUAAUGCGCUCAUCGGCUGCAAUAUGGGGUCGCACCAAAACCUUGGAUGUAUCAGAAACUGUUGUCAGUUCUGGUUUCAAUCAAGGCCAGGUCAUUACAUCAGCAUCACCGAGGUGUAAAGCUGUCACAUCUGCACCUGCAUCAUCUAAUGCUAUUAAUAGCAUUUUGUUUUGUUCAUGCAUUACAAUGUUUAAUAUAACAAAUAUUCAUUUGCAUGAUAUAUGUCUGAACCUAUUUCAUCUUACAAUUAUUGCACUGACGUUCUGUUACAUAAUCUGUGUUAGUUAUGUUGUUUCAGCAUCAUACCAUGCAAAUUCAACAGGUUCAAACACUUCCAUUACAGCUGAUUCGAGUCCACAAAAAUGGUAUUAUGAAAUGGUAUUGUAUAACAUUCUAGUAUAAUAGAUUCUUUAAAUUAGUUCCAUGUAAUAUAUUUUCUCACUUUGAAAUCAGCGACAGAAAAUUCUAAGUGACAUGUAGUAAAGUAAGUUACCAUGACGUCAUUCACCAUUGAAAUGAAGUUUCGCAACCAGAAAAUAUGUGAGUAACUGAGUGCUGAAAUACGAUGCAAAAAUGCCCAGUGUGUUUUCCUUUUAAGGUAAAAUAUUUAUUAAAAUUAUUUUCCAAUGUUUAAACGUGUUGGAAAUCGAUUGCUUAUAACACUGGUGAUGCCAUUGUUUGUACUGCUAGCUCACAGUCUGAAACAUAUUUGACAUUGUUAUGGAAGUUCCUAAUGGAUUCUCUUUUUUGUAAAAUUAUAAAUUUGAAUGUCUGGUAACAGCUA